Prorocentrum cordatum is the source of this 3505-nucleotide messenger RNA. The record is from the annotation of a GenBank genome assembly. Lineage: Eukaryota; Dinophyceae; Prorocentrales; Prorocentraceae.
CUCGAGCCCCAAAGCCCGAGGCACGCCGUGCGCGCUCGAUGUCGUGCCAGCCGCCCGCGAGCGCCGGCGAGCCCCGCUCUCGCCCACCCGGCCCAUGACCCCCGCCAGCGCCGCUGCAGGCGGCCCGCGUGGGGCCGCACCGACCCUCCAGGUGGUCGGGCUGGUGCUCCAGCGGCGGCUCUUCUCGCUGCCGCUGCCCUUCGACACCACGGCGGGCGGGCGCUCGGACUUCCUGCUGCAGGGCCCCGGGCUUCCGGACCACCUGCGCCAAUUCCAAGAGGCGCUCGACCUCGUGCUGGGCGCGCUGCCGCGGGUCGACUGGGGGCGGUGCGGCCGGGGCGACGCCAUGGUGCGGAUGAUGGUCCGGCAGGUGCGCGCGCCGCGGGGCCUCAGGGGCGCGGAGGCCGCGCGCGUGCCAGAGGCCUCCGACUCGGAGGACGUGUUCAUGAACCUGCCGCACCACGACAACCGGUGGGGCGGAGCCGGUGGAUUUCGUGGUGAGCGACGCACCUCACCGCACGAUCUUCUACCCCCGGGGCGAGGAUCAGCCGCCCGUCCAGUUCCCAGCCCACGCCGUGGUGCGCUACGACGCGCUCUGGCUGCACUCGGCGCCCGGCUUCUGCGCCGCCGCAGCAGGCCCUGGCGGAGCAGGUUGGCGCCAGGUUCUGUCUGCGUCCUCCCUUUGUCGCCUUCUGCGCUCCACAUCACGGCGUGGGACCCGCUCUGGAGCGUCAGGAGGUUUCCCGACUUCCUGGCCAAGCUGACGUCCGCGCCCGCGCCGGAGUGGCACCGGCCCUCGGUGUGCGAGGCGGAGGAUGUUGUCCAGGGCUGCUUCGACGCCGCCGCUGGCUUCUCGUGCGAGCAGUGCUGCGAUCUGCGGCGCGGCGCCAUGGGCGACAGCGCCUGCUGGGCCGGCUGGAUGACCUACGAGAUGAUGGUGCUGCGGGCCCGCCUCGAGGCGCUGGGCCGGCUGCGGCUGGCGCCGGGGGGUCGACCUGUGGGCCCGGGACUACUUCAUGGAGCCCCAAAGCUGCACAGCCCGGCGCAGUGCCAGCAGCGGUGCGAGGAGGACCCGCUCUGCGAAGGCUGGACAUACUUCCCCCUGUCUUGGCAGCCGCUGGGCUGCCGGCUGCCGCUGGCCGCCGUCAUGGGCCUGCGGCGCGUCUGCCUGCUCCGAGGCGACCCCGGGCCCUCCGCUGUGCCGCACGAGGGCGUCCUGUGGGGCCCGCUGGAGUGCGCGGCAGGCGCCAGCGGCUGCCUGGAGGUCGGCCUGGACCGGUCCGGGCCCGCCCUCGCCAUCCUCAAGGAGGUCCCCGACGCGGCGGCGUGCCGCGGCAAGUGCCGCUCGAUGGGCGGAUGCCGCUCUUUCGCGUUUUUCCCAGACCACUACCGCGGCGACGCGUCCGAGCAGUGCGAGCUGCCGCCCGAGGUGGUGACCUGGUGGGCGGCCCGCUGCCAGAUGAAGGUUGCGUCCGCAGCGGAGGGCUCGCCGGUGUUCCUGCCGAUGGGCAACGUGGUGUCGGGUGCUCGCUCCUGCCCCGCCGCCGCGCCCUGGCUGGGGCUUGCCCAGGCGCCGGGUGCCGACCUCGUCGUGGACGAGGGCUACCAGCGCGAGCGGUGCGCUGUCGUGGGUCCCUGGCGGCGCGAGCUGGACGCCGAGUACCUGGUCUCUCAGGCCAUCCUCUGGCUCGGCGAGCUAACGGGCCUUGCCGACCGCAGCCUGCGGCCGCGGCAGUACGACGUUGUGCUCGUCACCGCUGGCCCCGCUGGGCCCUCUGAGGUGCACUGCGGCACGGCGCUCGAGCUGGCGAGUGGCAGCCCAGUCGUGGUGGACUGCGUCGCCCCGAGCGCUGCGUAUGGCGUGGAGGUCCGCGCCCAGACGCCCUCGGCCGGCUUCUCGCUCUGCGAGGUCGAGCUGCGGCUGGCGCCGGUGCCUUGCGCAGAGCUGGUGGAGCACGAGUACAUCCUCUGGAACGCCUACGCGAGGGUCUUCCCCCGCGGUGCCGCGGAGCGGCCCAGCGGCGGCACACCGGGGGGCGAGGCCUGCGAGCGGCGAGGGGGCAGCCCGGUGCUCGUGGGCGGGCGUGGGGGCGCCCCCGUGUGCCUGGAGGCAGCGUGCGCGCCCUCGGAGUGCCUGGAGGAGUUCGACAGGGCUUUCGACGUGUACGCGCCGCUCUCGGGCUUCGACCUCUGGGACGCGCGCUCGGAGGCGGCGGCAGCCGCCUGCGGGGGCGACCGCGUGGCGGGCACCUUCUUCGAGGCGACCGUGGUCGUGCACGUCGGGGGCAGGUCGGAAGAGGGCACGGGCAAGACCGCGGUCCUGCACUGGUCCUUCUGCGCGCCCGGCGGCUGCAGCAGCGACGACGCCGCGAGGGUGGCCGUGCGCGUCGCGGCCAGCAAGGGCCUGGAGCUCUCGGCGCUGCCGCCCGGGUCGGAGGUCGAGGUGCGCGGCGUUCGCCCCCUGGCGCGGUGGGAGGACGUGCGGCUGGACUUCCUCAUCGCCGGGUUCGCCCGCUCGGGCACGCACUCGCUGCUCCUGAACCUCGCCUCGCACCCAGAGGUCAGCCGGGAGGACCUGACCUUCAACUGGGGCUACGUGCCCAUGCAGCAGCAGAUCCAGCAGUACGCGGCCGCCGUCGAGGGCGAGGGCGGCCACGGGGGGGCGGAGGGCGCGCGCGGGGCCCCCGCGCCGGGGCGGCGGCUGAGGGGCGGCAAGGGCGAGGGCGUGGCGCUGAACCCUCGCAUCCUGAGGCUGCUGUCGCGGGCGCGGGGCCUCAAGCUGGUGGUGAUGGUCCGGGAGCCGGUGGAGUGGCUGGAGUCGCUCUACAACCUGCGCGCCCUGGAGUGCCGGAGCGCGGGCGACUGCGGCGAGCUCCCGACGCUGGAGGACGUGAUCCUGCGCGGCGCGCAGCUGAAGGACGCACGCGCCGCCGACGCGAGCCUCUCCACCUCCCUCGAGGUGGCCGCCGCGCACUUUCCGCCGCGGUCGGGGCGCCUGCUGCUGCUAGAGUUCGAGCUCCUGAAGGCGCGCCCGAGGGAGCUCUUCGACAGGCUCACCGGCUUUCUGGGCAUCUCGCCGUUCCCGGCGGACCACUCCUUCGGCAAGUUCGGAACAGAACAGAGGGCGCAGUACCGGUCGCAGGGAACGGGGGCCGACCUCUGCUCCGAGGAGCUCCGCCCCGCGCUGCUCGAGCUGCGGCGGCGCCUGGGCCCGGAGCACCACCGCCUGGCCCACUGCUGGCGGACUCCGGCGCGCCCUGGGUGUCCAGCCGCCUGGUGCUGAACCGCACGCACUGCGACUAGCGCGUGGCGCACACCUCUUGGGAGCGCCCGCUGCCAUAGGCCGAGGUGCAGAGGGGGAGGAGCAGGUGCCGACGCCGCUGCUCGCCCUGGAGAGCGCUCGUCGCCGCGGCUGGGCUCCCGCUGAGAGUCUGGUCGAAGUGCUUCCCAGGAGGGGCCCAGGGAGUAGAGGCCUCGGGGGGGCCGGAGGUUUCGAUAGACCGCG